Molecule: messenger RNA, 2052 nt
Organism: Zea mays
Lineage: Eukaryota; Viridiplantae; Streptophyta; Magnoliopsida; Poales; Poaceae
Product: glossy 1
Biological process (GO): lipid biosynthetic process
Molecular function (GO): iron ion binding; oxidoreductase activity
Source: RefSeq, marked provisional
ACGUACGGCACAGUUGCUAGCCCGGCCGCCGGAGCUCUCCGUGAUCUGGGCCGCCAGCAACAAUGGGUGCCGCGCUCUUGGCUUCUUGGCCAUGGGACAACCUCGGCUUCUACAAGUACGUCCUGUACGGGCCGCUGGUGGGCAAGGCGGUGGCGUCACGGGCGUGGGAGGCGGCGAGCCCCGACCGCUGGAUCCUCCUCCUGCUCCUCCUCUUCGGCCUCCGCGCGCUCACCUACCAGCUCUGGAGCUCCUUCAGCAACAUGCUCUUCGCCACACGCCGGCGCCGCGUCGUCCGCGACGGCGUCGACUUCGACCAGAUCGACAAGGAGUGGGACUGGGACAACUUCCUGAUCCUGCACGCCCUGAUGGCGGCCGCGGCGCUGUGCGCGUUCCCGUCGCUGCGGCAUCUCCCGGCGUGGGACGGCCGGGGGUUCGCCGUCGCGCUCGUCGCCCACGCGGCGGCCACCGAGCCCCUCUCCUACCUGGCGCACAGGGCGCUCCACGGCAGCAGCGGCCGCCUCUACGCGCGCUACCACUCGCUGCACCACUCCAGCAGGGUGCCGCAGCCGUUCACGGCGGGGCUGGCCACGCCGCUGGAGCACGUGGCGCUGGGCGCGCUCAUGUCGCUGCCCCUCGCGGCCGCGCGCGCCGCCGGGUGCGCCUCCGUCGCGCUCGCCUUCGCCUACGUGCUCGCCUUCGACUCCCUCCGCGCCAUGGGCCACUGCAACGUCGAGGUCGUCCCGGCCUCGCUCUUCCGGGCCAUCCCGGCCCUCAGAUACGUUCUCUACACCCCGACGUACCACGCGAUUCACCACACCAAGAAGGAGGCCAACUUCUGUCUCUUCAUGCCGCUGUUCGAUCUGCUGGGUGGCACAAUCGACCGACGCUCGUGGGACAUGCAGAGGAAGAUGAGCGCAGGUGUGGACGAGGUGCCGGACUUCGUGUUCCUGGCGCACGUGGUGGACGUGAUGCAGUCGCUGCACGUGCCCUUCGUCAUGCGGACCUUCGCCUCCACGCCCUUCUCCGUGCAGCUCUUCCUGCUGCCCAUGUGGCCCUUCGCCUUCCUCGUCAUGCUCGCCAUGUGGGUCUGGUCCAAGACCUUCGUCAUCUCCUGCUACAACCUCCGCGGACGGCUGCACCAGAUCUGGGCCGUCCCCAGAUACGGCUUCCAGUACUUCUUGCCGUUUGCCAAGGACGGCAUCAACAGACAGAUCGAACUGGCCAUCCUCAGGGCCGACAAGAUGGGCGUCAAGGUCCUCAGCCUUGCAGCCCUGAACAAGAACGAGGCGCUCAACGGCGGCGGCACGUUGUUCGUGAACAAGCACCCUGACCUGCGCGUGCGCGUCGUCCACGGCAACACGCUGACGGCGGCGGUGAUCCUGAACGAGAUCCCCAAGGGCACGGCGGAGGUGUUCCUGACGGGCGCCACGUCCAAGCUCGGCAGGGCCAUCGCGCUGUACCUGUGCAAGAAGAGGGUCCGCGUCAUGAUGAUGACGCUGUCGACGGAGCGGUUCCAGAAGAUCCAGAAGGAGGCGCCGGCGGAGUUCCAGCAGUACCUGGUGCAGGUGACCAAGUACCGGUCCGCGCAGCACUGCAGGACGUGGAUCGUCGGCAAGUGGCUGUCGCCGCGGGAGCAGCGGUGGGCGCCGCCGGGCACGCACUUCCACCAGUUCGUCGUGCCGCCCAUCAUCGGCUUCCGCCGGGACUGCACCUACGGCAAGCUCGCCGCCAUGCGGCUGCCCAAGGACGUGCGGGGCCUCGGCGCCUGCGAGUACUCGCUGGAGCGCGGGGUGGUGCACGCGUGCCACGCCGGCGGGGUCGUCCACUUCCUCGAGGGCUACACGCACCACGAGGUGGGCGCCAUCGACGUCGACCGCAUCGACGUCGUCUGGGAGGCCGCGCUCAAGCACGGCCUCCGCCCCGCGUGAUCCGAUUGCUGGCCCCCCGCCGGCUCGAACGCCUCUGUUGUACCAACCAGGCCGAAACGAACGGGCCUGGCUUUGUUACUUUCCCUUUGUUUUCCAAGUUCGUCGAGUGUGAAUUGGUGGUUCC